This is a messenger RNA of Echinops telfairi (small Madagascar hedgehog), 4990 nucleotides long. RefSeq names its product sperm associated antigen 9 (gene SPAG9). Lineage: Eukaryota; Metazoa; Chordata; Mammalia; Afrosoricida; Tenrecidae. Gene Ontology annotation, cellular component: cytoplasm. Gene Ontology annotation, molecular function: signaling receptor complex adaptor activity; kinesin binding; JUN kinase binding. The transcript is spliced from 28 exons. Gene Ontology annotation, biological process: vesicle-mediated transport. The record is from RefSeq and is a predicted model, not a curated record. The coding region runs from base 168 to 3713 and encodes 1181 amino acids.
CGUCGUUGCCUCCGAGCUGCAGCAGGAUGGAGUGGAAAGCUGCUGCUGCUGCUGCUGGCAUUGUUUUUGUGGCAGCAGCUGAAUGACAGAUCCUCACUACAAAGAUCCCCCUUUGGCCCCGGUGUAGGCCUCCUGGUCCGGGUGUUCCACCAUGCCAGCGCAGCGCCAUGAGUCCUGGAUGCAUGCUGCUGUUUGUGUUUGGCUUUGUUGGCGGGGCGGUGGUCAUUAAUUCUGCUAUCUUAGUCUCGCUCUCGGUUUUGCUGCUUGUGCACUUCUCUAUUUCUGCCGGUGUGCCAGCUCUGACGCAGACUCUGCCAAGGAUACUCAGAAAAGAACGUCCUAUCUCGUUAGGGAUUUUCCCAUUGCCUGCUGGAGAUGGAUUGCUUACACCUGACACUCAGAAAGGAGGCGAGACCCCUGGAUCAGAGCAGUGGAAAUUUCAGGAAUUGAGUCAACCACGUUCUCAUACCAGCCUAAAGGAUGAACUUUCUGAUGUUAGCCAAGAAGGUUCUAAAGCUACCACUCCAGCAUCAACAGCUGCGUCAGAUGUGGCCACUCUUCCGACUGAUACUCCUCUGAAGGAGGACAGUGAAGGGUUUGUGAGGGCUGCAGAUACACCAACUAGGCCUGAGAUAAGCAAGCAUAUUGAAGUACAAGCGGGCCAAGACACCAGAACUGUAUCAACUGGCUCCGCUGAAAAUGAAGAGAAGUCAGAAGUUCAAGCAAUCAUUGAUUCCACUCCAGAGUUGGAUAUGGAUAAGGAUCUCAGUGGAUAUAAAGGCUCAAGCACUCCUACCAAAGGCAUAGAGAACAAAGCUUUUGAUCGCAAUACAGAGUCUCUCUUUGAAGAACUGUCUUCAGCUGGCUCAGGCCUCAUUGGAGAUGUGGAUGAAGGAGCAGACUUACUAGGGGAAUAUUCUGGAAUGGGUCGUGAGGUUGAGAAUCUUAUAUUAGAAAAUACGCAGUUGUUGGAAACCAAAAAUGCUUUGAAUGUGGUGAAGAAUGAUUUGAUAGCAAAGGUAGAUGAACUGACCUGUGAGAAAGACGUGCUGCAAGGGGAACUGGAGGCGGUGAAGCAAGCCAAACUGAAGCUGGAGGAGAAGAACAGGGAGCUGGAGGAAGAGCUUAGGAAAGCUCGUGCGGAAGCUGAAGAUGCAAGGCAAAAAGCAAAAGACGAGGACGACAGCGAUAUUCCCACGGCACAGAGGAAGCGGUUUACUCGGGUGGAAAUGGCCCGAGUUCUGAUGGAGAGAAACCAGUAUAAGGAGAGACUGAUGGAGCUUCAGGAGGCUGUUCGAUGGACCGAGAUGAUCCGAGCAUCAAGGGAAAAUCCAGCCAUGCAGGAAAAAAAAAGGUCAAGCAUUUGGCAGUUCUUCAGCCGACUCUUCAGCUCCUCGAGUAACACUGCAAAGAAGCCUGAGCCACCUGUUAACCUGAAGUACAAUGCCCCCACCGCUCACGUGACCCCUUCUGUCAAGAAGAGAAGCAGCACUUUGUCGCAGCUCCCAGGCGAUAAGUCCAAAGCCUUCGACUUCCUCAGCGAGGAAACGGAGGCGAGUUUGGCCUCACGCAGAGAACAGAAGCGAGAGCAGUACCGUCAGGUCAAGGCCCACGUUCAGAAGGAGGACGGUAGGGUGCAAGCUUAUGGCUGGAGUCUGCCCCAGAAAUACAAACAGGUAACCAAUGGUCAAGGAGAAAAUAAGAUGAAAAAUUUACCUGUGCCUGUGUAUCUCAGACCCUUAGAUGAAAAAGAUACAUCAAUGAAGCUAUGGUGUGCUGUUGGCGUCAACUUAUCCGGCGGGAAGACCAGAGACGGUGGAUCUGUCGUUGGAGCAAGUGUGUUUUACAAGGAUGUCGCUGCCUUGGAUACAGAAGGCAGCAAGCAGCGAAGCGCAUCUCAGAGUAGUCUGGAUAAGUUAGAUCAGGAGCUUAAGGAUCAGCAGAAGGAAUUCAAAAAUCAAGAAGAAUUAUCCAGUCUAGUCUGGAUCUGUACCAGCACUCAUUCAGCUACAAAAGUUAUCAUUAUUGAUGCUAUUCAGCCAGGCAACAUCCUAGACAGCUUCACUGUGUGCAACUCGCACGUCCUGUGUAUUGCAAGUGUGCCAGGAGCACGAGAAACAGACUAUCCUGCAGGUGAAGAGAGUUCAGAGUCCGGCCAGGUAGACAAAGCGUCUUUAUGUGGAAGCAUGACAAGCAAUAGCUCAGCAGAGACCGACAGCCUGCUGGGAGGGGUCACGGUGGUUGGUUGUACCGCAGAAGGUGUGACAGGAGCCGCCACUUCACCUACUACCAACGGGGCUUCCCCAGUGAUGGAGAAACCACCAGAAACGGAAGCAGAAAAUAGUGAGGUUGAUGAAAAUGUUCCAACAGCAGAAGAAGCUACUGAAGCCACAGAAGGCAAUGGAGGGCCAGCGGAAGAUGCCGUGGACAUCUCCCAAACGGGCGUGUACACGGAGCAUGUCUUUACCGAUCCUUUGGGAGUUCAAAUCCCAGAAGACCUCUCCCCUGUGUAUCAAUCGAGUAGUGACUCAGAUGUGUAUAAAGAUCAAAUAUCAGUAUUGCCCAAUGAACAAGACCUGGUGAGAGAGGAAGCCCAGAAAAUGAGCAGCCUUUUACCAACCAUGUGGCUUGGGGCCCAGAAUGGCUGUUUGUAUGUCCACUCUUCAGUCGCCCACUGGAGAAAGUGUCUGCACUCCAUCAAGCUGAAAGACUCCAUUCUCAGUAUUGUGCAUGUGAAAGGAAUUGUGUUAGUGGCACUAGCUGAUGGCACUCUUGCAAUCUUUCACAGAGGUGUCGACGGCCAGUGGGAUUUGUCAAACUACCACCUCUUAGACCUUGGGCGGCCUCACCAUUCCAUCCGUUGCAUGACGGUGGUGCAUGACAAAGUCUGGUGUGGCUAUCGGAAUAAAAUCUAUGUGGUCCAGCCAAAGGCCAUGAAAAUAGAGAAAUCAUUUGAUGCCCACCCCAGGAAGGAGAGCCAAGUGCGGCAGCUUGCAUGGGUGGGUGAUGGCGUGUGGGUCUCUAUCCGGUUGGAUUCCACACUCCGUCUCUAUCAUGCACACACUUAUCAACACCUACAGGAUGUGGACAUUGAGCCUUAUGUAAGCAAAAUGUUAGGUACUGGAAAACUGGGCUUCUCGUUCGUGAGGAUCACAGCUCUUAUGGUGUCUUGCAACCGUUUGUGGGUGGGGACAGGAAAUGGUGUCAUCAUCUCCAUCCCGCUGACUGAAACCGUAAUCCUCCACCAGGGACGUUUACUGGGGCUGAGGGCGAACAAAAGCUCGGGAGCGCCAGGCAGCCGUCCUGGGAGCGUGAUCCGCGUGUACGGCGACGAGAACAGCGACAAAGUGACGCCGGGGACGUUUAUACCCUACUGCUCCAUGGCGCACGCCCAGCUCUGCUUCCAUGGGCACCGGGACGCUGUGAAGUUCUUUGUGGCAGUCCCAGGUCAAGUCACCAGCCCACAAAGUGGCAAUAGUGGCACCGAUGUAGCAGCUGACAAAGCAGGGCCAUCGGCACAGGAGCCUGGCAGUCAAACCCCCUUGAAAUCUAUGCUGGUCAUCAGUGGAGGAGAGGGCUACAUUGACUUCCGAAUGGGUGACGAAGGUGGAGAAUCAGAGCUUCUUGGAGAGGACCUCCCACUAGAACCUUCAGUCGCCAAAGCAGAAAGAAGCCACUUGAUUGUGUGGCAAGUGCUGUGUGGCAGUGAGUGAGCCCUGAGGCAGCAGACGAAUGUGGGGGCACCGCCUCUUCUGCAUGGUUUAUUUUCCCCUUUCCCUUUGAUCAAAUGCUCCUUCUGUGAAAUACGUUUCACCACCACAUGUGUGAGCAUUUUUUCCUGUUAACUUUAUAUGACAAAAUCUGCCCUGCCGUCACAGUGCAGGAGCUCGCGCUUUACUGCACCAGUGUUAUAGGUAACUUCAGUGUAUUAGGAACAAAUCAAAGCGCGUGCGCUUUCUGCAAACCAGUGAACCACAGAAAGCAGUCCCGGUGAGUGCCACUCACACACUGCGUGAGGUGGGGUCACUUUUUAGCUGUCACUAAUGAUGGAAUUAAUGGGAAACACGUGAUCAUUUAAACUGUACCAUUCAGUACUAUCGCAAAGCUUUCCCCAGUGUAGUAUAAAACUGACACAGACUAAGAUCAGGUUGGAUUAUCUGGAUUUAUCCAAAUGUCUCCAGAGCUAAAAGCUAACUGUAAAUGAGUUUACCUUUCACUUUCAAAUCUGAAAAAUCUUGUUUAUAUGGUAUAUAAAACUUUGUUUUCAUCAGAUUUGGGGGGUUUUAUAUUAAAGAAAUUCAGACUACGCUUAUUUAAAUAAAAGUCUCCUGUUUCUGACUUACUGGCGCUGUAAAGUCGGUGAGGCCUGCUUCUCUGAGCAUUCUGGACGUAUUUUCUCCCCUCCCCUUUUGGGAGACUAGUCUCAUUUGCAUACUGAUGUGUCUGGAAAGUUGAUUGUUGAUAAGCCCUAAGAGAUUCUCUGCAGCGUAGGGAGGAUUUUUUAAAAAAACAAAAACUGUGUUUUGUGUUCCUCGUACCAGAAGAUGGAGAUGGGUGGCUGAGUUUCCAGGUGAAAGUGCACCUGUGACCCAUCGACCCCGCGUGCUUGCCGCUCUUGGUAGUUUGGUGGUGGACGGCCCUGACAGCUGGCCGAGGGCUCGAAUGAGAAAGGGUGUUUUCAGCCCCGUGUUGACAGACAGAGCAGCCAGUGCUGGUGUUUUGGAUGUCAGUAGCACAUUUCCACACUGGGGCCCUUUUGGGGCUGGAAUGCCAUCUUGGAAGGGGAAGGCUAGCCAGGGCGACAAGCAACGCCAAGCCGCCAUCAAGGAAAGACGGGCAUGGCGCUUUUACCCACAGCGCCCGUGUUCAGAACCGAGAAGAAGCGCGUUUCAACUGACUUCUUGUCUAAUACGUUUCUUAAAACAAUGCGGCAGCGUUUGCCCUCUCAAGCUUGACACGUACGGUUUACCAUUUGUUAUCCAUCACUAUA